CCCAUUAACUGUCCAAUCAGAAACAAGAAUGCUGGAGCGCGUGUGUUUCUCGCGCGAGGAGGUAGACGCGUGAACGAAGCCACUGGUAAAAUUUCCGCUCGUGUCGAGGUGAAGAGGAACAGGAAAUGCCAAAUCCAGGUGGACAGAUGGACAGACCUCCAGUCGUGGACAUAAUUCCAUCCCUUCACACCAUGGAAAUCAUACUCCCCAAAGCAGUGAGGAGGCGCAUAAACGCCCUGAGGAAGCUGCAGGUCCAGUGCGCUCACAUAGAGGCCAAGUUCUACGAAGAGGUCCACGAGUUGGAGCGAAAGUACGCAGCUCUCUAUCAGCCGCUGUUUGACAAGAGACGAGACGUGGUCUCAGGAGCCGUGGAGCCCACAGACGAGGAGUGUGAGUGGCCCAGUGACAAGGACGAGGAGGAGGAGCUCGCUGAGGAGGUGAAGGAAAAAGCUUCCAUUGAAGAUGCGAAGAAGGAGGAAGCCACACCAGAAGAAGGCCCCAAGGGAAUACCGGAGUUCUGGCUCGCAAUUUUCAAGAGUGUGGACAUGCUCAGUGACAUGUUACAGGAACACGACGAGCCCAUCCUGAAACACCUGAAGGACAUCCAAGUCAAGUUUUCUGAGCCCGGGCAGCCGAUGAGUUUCACGUUAGAGUUCCACUUUGAGCCCAACGGAUACUUCAACAAUGCAGUCCUCACUAAAGUCUACAAGAUGAAAUCCGAGCCUGAUGCCUCAGACCCCUUCUCCUUUGAAGGUCCGGAGAUCAUUGACUGUGAAGGGUGUCAAAUAGACUGGCACAAAGGGAAGGAUGUGACGGUGAAAACCAUCAAGAAGAAGCAGAAGCACAAAGGCCGCGGCACCAUUCGCACCGUCACCAAACAAGUCUCCAACGACUCUUUCUUUAACUUCUUUAACCCUAUCAAAGCCCCACCAAACGGAGAGCUGGACGAGGACUCGGAGUUGACUUUAGCCACAGACUUUGAAAUCGGUCACUUCUUCCGUGAGAGAAUAGUUCCCAGAGCCGUCCUGUACUUCACCGGGGAAGCCCUGGAGGACGACGAGAGUUUUGAGGAGGAGGAGCUGGAGGAAGGAGACGAAGAGGAGCAAGAUGAAGACGGAGACGAAGACGAUGAGGAGGGAGACCUCGACCCCAAGGCCUAAUCAGUCAUUCUCCUUCCAUGCAUUUGUAGAAGGAGCAGCCUCCACCCGCCGAAUGCAAACAGCAGUAACCGCAGCCCCCCAGGAGGCGGAGUCCUGCCGUCCAUCAAGUCCACUUUAGCCAAUCCACGGGCCUCCUGCUCCAACAGGCUCCGCCCCUUUCAUCUGAAUGCAAUAGGACGCUAAGCAGACGGCGUUUUUCUGUGCAUGACUUGUUUCUCCUCCGUCUUGAACAUUAUUACCCCCCCCCCCCCCCCAUUUAAACCUCAAAGUAUUCAGAAACAUCUGGGUGGAGACAGGAGCCCCCCCCGGCUAAACACGGAGUGGGACGAAUCAGUCACUCAGGGUUUUUUAACGCCAACAAGCAAAGUGAGUUCACUGCUGACAGGGUUGACCUUACUUUUCUCUGGGGGGGGCACUUCUUCCUUUUUUAAGGUGUUUUGUAAGGAGAGCUGCAGAAAUCAUGUUCUUAACUUUUGCAAGUGCUCCGUGUGACGUCAUUGACCUAUUUAUUGUGGUGUCGUUCAACUGUUGGAGGAAAGUUGGGAGCCCUCGCCGCGGCGGGGCCACUCCCCCGCUCAGGAGGGCGGGGCUUAGCAUCAAAACUCUCUUUGUCCGCGGCCGUGAUGGAGGCGGACGCUCUGCCGAGCAGGCCUCCUGCGGUUGGUUUGUAGAUCUGGACACGUGUGGGUGAAGCAGGAAGUUACCCAGCAUCCUCUCUGCUGAAGCCGGGCGUCACGCUCCAGCGUUGUAGUUUCUAGAAGCAACUCCCGUCGUCCAUCUGGGAGGUGUGAGCGAAUCGGAACAGAGUGCCAAUGAUUUUCACGGAGGUCUCAGCUCCUCUGGAAGCUGCUUCCUGACCCCCCACACACACACACACACACCCCGGUCUCUACGAUUGUACGCGUCGGUGGACACCUCCCAGAGCCGCGGCCACUCCCUCAAAUUUACCACAUGGACCGUGCGCCCGCCUUAACUGGUUCUUCAGUUUGUUACUCGCGCAAUAUUUCUUUUGGAUUUGUACAGUUAGUUAAAAUAUUCUAUUAAAGUUGUGGAACAUGAAGAC
Oryzias latipes (Japanese medaka) is the source of this 2223-nucleotide messenger RNA. RefSeq names its product nucleosome assembly protein 1-like 4a (gene nap1l4a). Gene Ontology annotation, biological process: nucleosome assembly. Lineage: Eukaryota; Metazoa; Chordata; Actinopteri; Beloniformes; Adrianichthyidae. Gene Ontology annotation, cellular component: nucleus. The record is from RefSeq and is a predicted model, not a curated record.